AAGCUAUAGCACUUUCUCAGUCAAAGGCUUCUGUUAAUGUUUACGCAACAUUGGUCCAAGGUGUGGUUUAAGAGGAAGAAGCAUUCCUGCCAACUAUUAUACGUUUGAGAGACCUGAAAUAUGAGUUUGAUGAAUAGAAUGGAGUUUUUCUGGUUGACGAACCAUAGGUGGAGUUGUUUUCACUCCCAACUUGUAGAGGCUGGAGAUAGGAGCCUCUAUCCAUUGCAGAGCAUAAGGAAGCUGUCACAUUUUGUUAUUACCUAUCUGCAGCAAUAGGUGGCAGCAUACACUUGCUGAGUUUUUCUGCAAGGCAAUGAUGACAAUUACAAUUUCCCCAUGCUUAGUGUGUCAUGUAGCCAUAGUGGAAUGAGAGUAGUCACAGUAACUGCAGCCACAGAGCAGAUGGGACAGGAGAUGAGCUCUGAGCCUUUGACUCGCUCUGAGGUGUUUGGACAGCUCAGGAGGGACCUCUAUGGAGAGGAGCAGUCCACUCAUUCCAACACACACAUAUUCAUUAUCCUGGGAGCCUCUGGGGAUCUUGCUAAAAAGAAGAUCUAUCCAACUUUAUGGUGGUUAUUCAGAGAUGGCCUGCUCCCGGAUGACACCUACUUUGUGGGUUUUGCCCGGUCUAAGUUGACUGUUGAGGGCAUCAAGACAGCAUGUCUGCCUCAUAUGAAGGUCACAGAUGAAGAGAGUGAGAGUCUCUCAGCCUUCUUCAACAAGAACUCCUACCUGAGCGGCAGGUAUGACGAUGAAAGUUCUUUCGCCCAACUCGACUCUCAUCUGUCAUCUCUUCCUGGGGGAUCCAGCGCCAACAGACUAUUCUACCUGGCUCUGCCCCCAACGGUGUACAAACAUGUCAGCACAAAUAUAAGAACCCACUGCAUGAGCUCCAGAGGCUGGAGCAGGGUGAUUGUUGAGAAGCCCUUUGGACGUGACCUCCAGAGCUCACAGGAGCUGUCAGCACACCUCUCCUCCCUGUUCUCAGAGGACCAGAUCUACCGCAUAGACCACUACCUGGGCAAAGAGAUGGUCCAGAACCUCAUGGUGCUCAGGUUUGGAAAUCGCAUCUUUGGACCGAUAUGGAACAGGAACAGUGUGGCCUGUGUGGUCCUCACCUUCAAGGAGCCUUUUGGCACUCAGGGCCGCGGAGGAUACUUUGAUGACUUUGGUAUCAUUAGAGAUGUCAUGCAGAACCAUCUCCUUCAGAUGCUCUGUUUGGUCGCCAUGGAGAAACCUGCUUCCACCAGCCCUGACGACGUGAGGGACGAGAAGGUGAAGGUGUUGAAGUGUAUAGCUGCUGUUGCUGGAUCAGAGGUGGUGCUCGGCCAGUACUUGGGCAACCCUGAGGGGGAGGGUCAGUCCAAACUGGGUUACCUUGACGAUCCCACUGUGCCAGCAGGGUCCUGCACGCCCACUUUUGCCACAGCGGUGCUUUAUGUUCAGAACGAACGAUGGGAUGGUGUUCCUUUCAUCCUCCGCUGCGGUAAAGCUCUGAACGAGAGGAAGGCAGAGGUGCGUCUGCAGUUCACUGACGUGCCAGGAGACAUCUUUGGCGAGCACUGUAAGAGGAACGAGCUGGUGGUGCGGGUGCAGCCAGACGAGGCCAUUUACCUGAAGAUGAUGACCAAGAGGCCGGGGGUUUACUUCAGCCCAGAGGAGACUGAGCUGGACCUCACCUACAGGAGCAGAUACAAGAACGUGAAGCUCCCGGAUGCUUAUGAGAGGCUGAUCCUGGAUGUCUUCUGUGGAAAUCAGAUGCACUUUGUCCGCAGUGAUGAGUUGCGGGAGGCCUGGAGGAUCUUCACCCCCCUCCUCCACCAAAUAGAGGGAGAGAAGAAACCACCCAUCCCUUACACAUAUGGAAGUCGUGGUCCAAACGAGGCAGAUGACCUGUUGAAGAGGGUGGGAUUUCGCUAUGAGGGAACAUACAAGUGGGUGCAGCCCCACACAACAUGAUGCCUUCUGUCACACACGCAAGUGCACAGCCAUUCAUGAACAACACUAUCACCAUUGUAGGCAAGUUUACAAACAAUAAAGGUCAUUGCAUUCUC
Messenger RNA from Eleginops maclovinus (Patagonian blennie), 2054 nucleotides. RefSeq names its product glucose-6-phosphate 1-dehydrogenase-like. Bases 337 to 1959 code for a protein of 540 amino acids. Gene Ontology annotation, molecular function: NADP binding; glucose-6-phosphate dehydrogenase activity. The transcript has 12 exons. Lineage: Eukaryota; Metazoa; Chordata; Actinopteri; Perciformes; Eleginopidae. The record is from RefSeq and is a predicted model, not a curated record. Gene Ontology annotation, cellular component: cytosol. Gene Ontology annotation, biological process: pentose-phosphate shunt, oxidative branch; glucose metabolic process.